AAAAGAGAGGUUGUUACACAUUGACUCCUGUGAUAAACCAAGAAAUUAAACGCAAUAGUUAAUGAGUUACCUUGAAAAAACGCAAAACUGUUCAUAGAACUGAACAAUACAUUCAUCUUUUUCUCUUAAUACGCUUCUUAUUUUCUCCACCGAUUCUUCACUGACAGCUUUUCAAUUCAUCUGAGAAUCAAUUGAUUACGGUUGAAUUUUUGUCACGAUGAAAGUAAAUAAGGGGAAAAGAGGCACACAACUUGGGAGAAAGACGAACAAAAAGAAUAGUGAACAAAAAGCUGAUGUUGAGACACAUGUUACAGUGAACAAUGAUGAGAUGAAGAAUUCCAAAGAUGAUGUUUGCAUCAGUGCACAACUCAAAUGGCCCAUGCCACCUUCUAGUGAAGAACCGUUAGUAGAUAUUCCAGGAAUUACAAAGUCCUCUGCUGAAUUGAAUCAAAAUUACAAAUGCAAGUUGAGAACUUUUAAAGCAAUGAAGCAAAGUUCUACUUUAAACCAGGGGAUGGAGCAAAGUUCUACUUUAAAUCAAGCAAAAAAUCAGAAAACAAUGAUGACUACUAUAGAUAAUGCUGGGAGAUCCAUUCUCAAGCAUGAUCAAAGGAAACAACAAUCAUUGACAGCUGGAAGAUCAAUCCAGGUUGCAGGAUCUUCUCAAAUGCAACAUUCUACUUCAAAGCAAGCAAAAAAUCAGAAAACACUGACGACUACUAUAGAGAAUGCUGUGAAGUCCAUUCUCAUGCAUGACCAAAGGAAACAACAAUCAUUGACAGCUGGAAGUUCAAUCCAAGUGGCAGGAUCUGCACAAAUACAGCAUAAAAAGCAAGAUCACAGGCCAGUGGGCCGCUCUCUGUUAGGUGGAUUAAGCAACAGUUCAUCUGCUCAAUUCCAAAAGGAUCUUGUUGAUCAUGGAUCAUCCAAGAAGCAAAAGACUACUCCAAAGAUUCCAUCAGUGUCACUUGAUCAUUUAAAAAGGAAUAAGCAACAGCUUGAAGUUGAGGAUGAUAUCAAUUAUGAAAAUGAUGUUGAUGUUGGUGAUGGUGAGGAUGAUAUUAACUAUGAAAAUGAUGAUGGUGAGAACACUAAUGACCCUCCAAUGAAAGUGACGAGGAAGUCCAAAGAUGAUGUUUACAUUAGUUCACAACUCAAACGGCCCAUGCUACCUUCUAGUGGAGAACUGUUAGAAGAUAUUCCAGAAAGUAUAAAGUGGAUGUUCUCGAAAGGAUCUUUUUCAAAGCAAGGGAUGGAGCAAAGUUCCACUUCAAAGCAAUCAAAAAAUCAGAAAACAAGGAUGAGUACUAUAGACCCCGCUAGUCGAUCCAUUCUAAACCAUGAUCAAUGGAAACAAUGUUCCACUUCACAGCAAGCAAAAAAUAAGAAAACAAAGAUGAGUGCUAUAGACUCUGCUGUGAGAUCCAUUCUCAUGCAUGAACAACGGAAACAACGUUCCACUUUAAACCAAGCAAAAAUUCAGAAAACAACGAUGAGGGCUAUAGACUCUGCUGUACGAUCCAUUCUCAUGCAUGAUCUGAGGAAACAACAAUCAUUGACAGCUGGAAGUUCAAUCCACGUGGCAGGAUCUGCUCAAAUGCAACAUAAAAAGCAAGAUCACAGGCCAGCGGGCCGGUCUCAUUUCGUUGGAUUAAGCAACAGUUCUGCUCAAUUUCAAGAGGACCUUGUUGAUCAUGGACCUUCCAAGAGGCAAAAGAAGUUACCAUCAAUGUCACUUGAUGAUUAUUUUAAAAUGAAUAACCUACUACUUGAAGUUGAGGGUGAUAUUAACUCUGAAAGUGAUAAUGGUGAUGUUGAGGGUGAUAUUAACUAUGAAAAUGAUGAUGGCGAGAAAACCAAUGACAAUCCAAUGGAAGGAGAAGCAUCAAAAAAAAGGAAAAGAGGAAGAGGAAGGACAUUAUGCUCGAGGAUUCAUGAUCGGUCACUUGCUGAAAGAGAAGAAAUCACCUUAAAUGAAGAAGGGGAGCCCAUUGGUCCAACUCAAAAGAUAGUUUCUGAAUUCAGCAAUUUUUUGGGAUCAGUAGCACGGAUGUCAGACUUAUGUCCUCUUACUUACACUAAUUGGAAGGCUAUACCAAAGAAGAAGGAGAAUAUAUGGGCUUAUGUCAAUAAAAGAUACAUUGUUCCUGAAAAAGGAGAGAAGGCUGUAUAUGCUAUAAUAAAUGAUGCUUGGAGACGAUACAAAUGUGUUAUUAAGAGAAAUCAUUUCACUAAGUAUGACAACUUGCGUGAGCGGAUGAAAAACCGUCCAGACAACAUACCAGAAGCGGACUUUAGGAAAUUAAUGAAUUAUUGGGAAAUUGAAACCAUUCAAGAAAUUGGUCGUCAAAAUGCUAAAAUUACAGCUCAACAAAAAUGUAGACAUCGAGCGGGUCCCAUAAGCUUUGCUAUCAUAAGAGAAAAACUGCGUGCAACCAAGGAUGAUUGUGAGCCUCCUACUCAAGCUGAAGUUUUUAUUGAAACACGACAAAGUAAGAAAGGAAAUCAGCUUGACCAAGUUACCAGUAACACAAUUACAAAUCUUCAAGAUUUGAUCGUAAAUUCUGGUCAGUCUUCGGAUGAGGCAUUUCGAACCAUCUUCGGUAAAGAAAAACCUGGGAGAGUGCGUUGCCAUGGAAGAGUUACAACACCUUCUCUCUUGAAAAGAAAUAAAGAAAUUGGAGAAAUUAAAAAAAAGCAUGCUAUUGAGGUGAAAAAUUUAAGUGACAAGAUUCAAGAAAUGGAGGUAAGACAUGAAAAAAUGGAGAAAAAACAUAGUAAAGAGAUGGCAGCAAUGGAGGGGAAAUUGCAAGUUCUUCUUAGGUUCAUGCUGAACCAAAGCAAUUCCGACCAAGAUAGGGGGGAUUUGGCAGCUUUGUUAUCAACCCCAGAUGAUGACGAUAAUGGGCUACAUUCAUCUACAUCUGCACAUGGCCUAAAUAAUCACGAGGUAAACCAUGGCCUUGAAGAACAAUUGUCUGAUGACUUUGAAGAUGAUGAUGAAGAACAACCUUUUGAUGACUUGGAAGAUGAUAAUGAAGAACAACCUUUUGAUGACUUUGAAGAUGAUGAAGAACAACCUUUUGAUGACUUGGAAGAAGAUGAUGAAGACCAAUCUUUUCAUGACUGGGAAGAAGAUGAAGAAUAUUCAGAUUGACUCAUCAAUGCUGGUGCUUUUCAUUUUCUUGUGUGAUUGAUAAGAACACAAACCUUAUUCCUUUCUACUUUGGGUUGAUAAUAGAAUCUCAAAUUACAUAGAGCUUCUUUUUAUAGGUUUGGUUGUAAUCACAUUAAAAGAGAAGCUAAUAUCAUGGUAUGUUUUUUGGAAAGUUUACCCAACUCGAUAAGGAUGUCGUUUGGUUAUCAGAAUUUGUUUCUAGUUGCUUAUCUGAUGUAGUAGAAUUUCAAGCAAUGCCAGAUUGUUGAUAUGUAUCACAAAUGUGAUUUUGGAGUUUGGUCUAACAUUUUAUUUGAUUUGCACUACAUAUGAAUACUUUGCUAUUAUUUAAUGAUAAAAUUGUUCACUAA
This is a messenger RNA of Medicago truncatula (barrel medic), 3528 nucleotides long. RefSeq lists its product as uncharacterized. The record is from RefSeq and is a predicted model, not a curated record. The transcript has 14 exons. Bases 218 to 3157 code for a protein of 979 amino acids. NCBI's taxonomy places the organism in Eukaryota, Viridiplantae, Streptophyta, Magnoliopsida, Fabales, Fabaceae.